Molecule: messenger RNA, 1057 nt
Organism: Aureobasidium subglaciale EXF-2481
Lineage: Eukaryota; Fungi; Ascomycota; Dothideomycetes; Dothideales; Saccotheciaceae
Exons: 1
Coding region: 209-664 (151 amino acids)
Source: RefSeq, a predicted model, not a curated record
GCAUCAAUGUUUCGAAUGUGACCGACCUGAUUCUGGCCCCUCGUACGACCUACGUAUCGUACCGCCUCCGCUGUACUGACCGUCGAGAUGGGUAUAUGAACCCAUCAGAUUCCUUCAUGCUACUUCUUUCCUUUUCCACAGGGAUAAAAUCGACUCCCAUCAGCUUCCGACAUCAGUAUCUUCUGUCGCCUUCUCCCACACCACUACAAUGGCUUCCAGCAAAGGCGCUUCCAUGGGAAGAAACUCUGGCAUCCUCGGCCUCGUCGUCGCGCUCAUCGCCGUCGUCAUCAGUCUCGUCUGCAGUACGGUCUACCUCCAACGCGAUGCCGAGAUGCUGCAAAAGUCCAACACAAUCUUGGAAAAAUUGAACUCUACCAACUGUGUCAGCACUGUCACCGUCACCGAAGUAACCACCAAGCCCACCGGUACGCUGUCCGUCUCGGAUGCGAACGAUAACGACUGGGACACGGAGUAUGAGACAGCCUACGAAGAAGAUCCCCCCGAGUACGAUUACGAGUAUGAUUCGGAGAACCCAUACGACUCGUCGUACAAGUAUGACUCGGAGUAUGAGGAUGAACAGCAGUCCGAGUGGGAGAGAAUCCGAGAGGUGUUUCCUCCUCCGUCUAGUGGGGAUGCUGCUUGGCCAGAGAUUACCACAGAGUAGAAAUACUCAGAGACCAUGUUGAUUUUGGGGGUCGAAGGGGUCGGAUCGACGUCCUGAAUGUCCGACGAGCUUUUGUAAAUCUUGUUUGCUACCGUCGUGUCUGAACCUGUAGAAAAUCCUUGAAUAAAAAAUCCUCAACUUCGGGUACUCGAACAUCUUGUGAAGCACUUGGUAUCAACCUUUGUGUCGCUGGUUUGAUCUGAGCUAACAAGAGAGUUGUUUCUCCCGAAAUGCGGUUUCGGUCGAACGCCCUCGAACGCUCUCGCCAUUCUACGCAUCCAAGGAUUUCUCAAAGAAACCAAGUCAUAUAUUCCGCAUAGCAGUUCACGUUCCAGCACCAUUCGUCAGCUGCUAUGGAAGUUCAGUGCCGUCGCUGCCGUAAGAAUGUAUAAG